CAAUGCGGUAACAUAUGUUAAUUGCUUGUCGCAUGCUCCCAUCCUGAUUGUCCGGGACGCGAUCGCACUCAUGCCGGCUUCAAUCUGGAUCGAUGUCGGUCCACAUCCAGUUUGAUCAACCCCCAGCCAGAUGCUAUACGAACCUCGACUUCAUUUCCGGUCGGGUAAUCCUCGUCCUCCCCAGCGAUGCCUCCAUCUCCGCAGUCACAGUCAAGCUUGAGGGCGAGAGUCGGGUGCGGCUCGCGGUCCCUAAGUUUCCUGGCAAUGAACGCUCAGAUAAGAAGAGGACCGAGCUAGAAGUACACAAGCUCUUGUACAAAGUCCUUACUCUCUUUCCCACGGCGGAACUGCAGGAAACAGGCAGUGGCAACCCCUUUACCCUGCUGGCUGGUCAAUACACAUAUCCCUUCAGUUUCAAGUUCCCUUUCAACAAUGAUUGCCAAAAGAGUCCUGCACCGUUGAAAGAUAUCAAGCUCGCUCUUAUGAAUCUACAAUUCGCGCCGGACACAAAAAUGCACGUGAAAAAGUCAUUGCCGCCGUCGCUUAGCGGCUUCCCAGGCCUUGCAGAGAUAAAAUAUUAUAUGAAGGCAACGGUGGUGCGACCCAAGUUCUUCCAGGGAAACAUGCGAUCAGUCCGCGAUAUCAAAUUCCUGCCCAUUGAACCUCCACGACCCCAGAACAGAGACCAGGAGAUCUUUGCUCGCAGAAAGCGACAGUUUCAACAUUAUAAUGGGACCCAACCACAAAGAAAAGGACUGUUCAAAAAAACUCCCACUCCAAUGUCGGCUCAUGAAGAGCCCCCGGCUUUCCAGGUUGAUGCACGUCUCCCCAGUCCCCCUAUUAUCACCUGCAACGAGCCACUUCCAUUGAGGAUCCUGAUCCAGAAACUCAACGAUAGCUCUGCCAACGCCUUUCUCAAGGUGCUGCAGAUUGGACUGAUUGGCCACACCUACGUCAGAGCUCACGAUCUGGAUAGGACAGAGACUACGACGUGGCCAUUGGUGUCGCAGACGAACAUGGAUAUCCCCUUGGGCAAUUCUUCAGAGAAGAAUCCAAAAGAGUGGAAACUUCCUUCACGGUUGUGGGAUCAUCUAUCAUUACCAAACACUGUCUGCCCAACCUUCGAAACGUGCAACAUUUCUCGCCGUUAUGAGUUGGAAGUCCAGGUCGGCCUGGUUCAAGGAGAAGCUAGCGUUAUGCGGCCGGAAAUCAUCGGUUUUCCACUACGUCUGCCAGUAACGGUAUACUCGGGCAUCGCGCCGCCAGAGAAAUUGCUGCGGGCUAUGGCCAGCCAUCCACGCCCCCAGCUUACGACCACACCUCUGUUCCCCAGGCCUAAGCCUAGUGAGGAAACACCACAGACACCACAGACUCCUGUCGCACCACGGACCCCAGUCGAAACACCUACCACUCCGCUGUCCGAGGUCAACUACUCACCGGCACAAAUGGGCUAUGCUGGCUACGAUCACCUACACGACUUACCCGACGAGGCUCCUCCAAGCUACGAAGAUGCCAUUGCAGAUGAAAUAGGACCGGUGGAUGGUCCCAGAAGAGAUUACCAGGUUCAAGAGCAGCCCGAGUCUUACGUGCACGUCUUCAAUACGGAUUCGAAAGCCGGCAAGCUGGGGCGACGAGUUAGUGAACGGUUGUUCGCUGCCAACGCUCCGCCUGGUCUACCAAGGUCAAUGUCCACUCCAUACAACGUACACUCGGUGCCAAUAGACGAGGACGAGGAUCAAGAUAUUCUGGGCUUAGCAGUGAAUGGUCAACCAGUACCAAGUCCAAAUGCAACGCAGACUAUGACUGAGAAGAAGGGAUAGUGUCCUACACAGUGGCCUCAAAUCUGUGACCUUUUUAACGACAAAACAUAGCAAGCGCGGCGUUUGGAUUGGGGGCAGUAACAAUAGAUCAAACCAAUGCCAUUCUCAUUAUUACGAAUACUACAACAAUAAACUCAGUCAUGGCCACGAAUUUUUGCCUUCCCUUGCUCGCAUUUCC
Exophiala viscosa is the source of this 1998-nucleotide messenger RNA. RefSeq lists its product as uncharacterized. The coding region runs from base 93 to 1820 and encodes 575 amino acids. The transcript has 4 exons. Gene Ontology annotation, cellular component: cytosol; cytoplasm. The record is from RefSeq and is a predicted model, not a curated record. Gene Ontology annotation, biological process: ubiquitin-dependent endocytosis. Lineage: Eukaryota; Fungi; Ascomycota; Eurotiomycetes; Chaetothyriales; Herpotrichiellaceae. Gene Ontology annotation, molecular function: protein-macromolecule adaptor activity; ubiquitin protein ligase binding.